Molecule: messenger RNA, 2411 nt
Organism: Nymphalis io (European peacock)
Lineage: Eukaryota; Metazoa; Arthropoda; Insecta; Lepidoptera; Nymphalidae
Gene: Elp2
Product: elongator complex protein 2
Exons: 13
Coding region: 62-2368 (768 amino acids)
Biological process (GO): tRNA wobble uridine modification
Cellular component (GO): elongator holoenzyme complex
Molecular function (GO): protein binding
Source: RefSeq, a predicted model, not a curated record
UAAUCAAGUUAGUACGAAAAACAAAACAAUUGUAUCAAUAAUUUUAAAACAUAUGUAAAACAUGAAGGUGUCUGUAAAGCAAAUAUAUACAUCAGUAGCAUGUAAUCGUGUUCCAGAAAUUGUUGACUGGAAUAGAGAAGGUUUUAUUUGCUAUGGUGCUUCAAAUGCAGUAGUUAUUUACGACACGAAUGCUAAGGGUCAAGAUCCCCUUAAAGUUUUAAGUCACCACCGCUCAAGAGUAAACUCAGUUAAAUGGCUGCAGAAAUCGGAUAGUUGUAUGGAACUAUUGUCAUGUUCUGCAGACAAAACAGCUGCUAUUUGGACAUUACACAAUGGAACUUGGAAGGUGACCAGUCAGUUGACAGGUCAUGAUAAUGGUGUGACUUGUAUCAAUGGGGUGUAUCUUAAUGGUGAAGAUGAUUUAAUGGUGUAUACAGGAUCAAUUGAUUCAACAGUGAGAAUCUGGGAACGGAAAAAUGGAACAACAACACAUAAACAGACAAUCAAUCUCCAUUCUGGACUCUGUCUUACACUCCAUGCACAUAUUUUGCCUAUUACUAAUAAACCAAUUCUGUUCUGUGCUCUUGAUGAUCACAAAAUACACAUAUUCAGUGAAGAAGAUGAAUAUCAUAGAGUUCACAUAUUGAUUGGUCAUGAAGAUUGGGUUAGAGGAUUAGAUGCCAUCAAUGUUGAUGACAAUACUAUAAUGCUUGCAUCAGCCUCACAAGACACCUACAUCCGCCUCUGGCGCAUUCAGUGUCAUGAAGAGAAGCAAGUGAAAGGAAUCAAAGUUGAGGAGAAAGUGUUUAAAGCAUAUGGGAUAACAUGGUCAGUUAAAUUAGAUGCUGUUCUGGCAGGUCAUGAAGGCUGGGUAUAUGGAAUACAGUGGCAGAAGGUUCUGGAUAAAGCAAAUGAUCAGCCGAUCUAUCGACUCCUUUCCUCAUCGCUCGACAAAACCCUUAUCAUAUGGCAACCGGAGAGUCAUGGCGGUGCAUGGGUAGAGAGUGUGCGGGUGGGAGAAGUGGGGGGAAAUGGCCUAGGAUUUUAUGGAAGUCGAUUUGGACAAGAUGCAUUCAUGGGCCACGGUUACAAUGGAUCAUUACAUGUCUGGAAACUAGAUAAGGAAACCAAUCAGUGGCAUCCGUGUGUAGUUGUCGGGGGUCACUUCAACGGAGUCGAGGACAUCAGAUGGGAGGGUCAGGGCCGCUAUCUCCUUAGUGUUUCAUUGGACCAGACGACGAGGCUGCACGCGCCAUGGAAAAGAUCUGACGGCGCGGGCGCGGAGUGGCACGAGCUGUCCCGCGCGCAGCUGCACGGCUACGACGUGUGCGGCGCCGCGUCGCUGGCGCCCGCGCGCUUCGUGUCGGCCGCCGACGAGAAGGUGCUGCGCGUGUUCCGCGCGCCGCACAACUUCCUCGCCAACUUCGCGAACAUCGUGGGGGAGCAGCUGCUCGGGGACGACGGCUCGGGCCCCGAAGGAGCAUCGGUCCCGUCUCUGGGUUUGUCCAAUAAAGCUGUGUUCACCGGUGAGGAGCAGACGAACGGAGAUGAUAACGAUGGAUACUUCGUGCCCAUUGAAUUGAAAGAGCCGCCGACGGAGGAGACCCUGAUGCAGAACACGCUGUGGCCGGAGACGCAUAAGCUGUACGGGCACGGCUACGAGGUGCACUGCGUCGACGCGACCGCCGACGGCGCGCUGCUCGCCUCCGCCGCGCGCGCCGCGCACCCGUCGCACGCCGCCGUGCUGCUCUGGGACACUUCGACCUGGCACCAGAUACAGAAGUUAGAGUCGCACAACCUGACGGUGACUCAGCUGGCUUUCUCUCCGGACGGCCAACGUCUGCUCUCGGUGUCGCGCGAUCGAAGAUGGACCGUAUUUCAGAGGAAACAAGAUUCAAAUUUAUUCGAGAUAGCCGCCAGCACGGACAAGACCAACGGUGUCCACACGAGGAUCAUUUGGUGUUGUGCGUGGGCGUGGGAUGGGUCUGUGUUUGGGACCGGUUCCAGAGAUGGAAAGGUUUGUGUCUGGUCAAAGACAGACUCGACAAGCGAUUCUUCGCUUAAAGACUAUAGUUUAGUAGGAAAUCCGCUAGAACUACCCAACACGUCGAUAACGGCGCUAGCGUUCGCUCCACUAAAACGGGAGACUCAGAUACUAGCCACCGGUUUCGAAUCCGGCGUCAUCCGGAUAUACAACUUCGACAGCACUUGGAGUUUACUACAUGAACUAGAUAACAGUGCGGCGCAUCAUCUAACUGUAAAGAGAUUGUUCUUCAGGCCUCCCCGGGACGAGGCGAACAAGGAUUUGUACCUGGCGAGCUGCGGCAGUGAUUGUUUUGUUAGAAUAAACAACAUCAUUAUUACAUAAAAAUAUAUUUUGUUAAUUUUAAAACCUUUAUAAUUUCCAAGAC